AAGAAUCCAAAGGCGUGCGAGCCCUGCCGGAGGCGAAAGAUCCGGUGUGAUGGUAAAAUACCGUGCAGCCGCUGCGACAAAAAGCCCUCGGAGUGUGUUUAUCGUCUUCGCACCCGUGCAACACCCCCUGAUGGGAGGAACAUCGACGAGCAGGACCCUUCUCUCUCAAACCAAGCCGUAUCCUCGUCAUCUCCGGCAUCAGGUCGCAGCAAGCGAGGAGGAGGAAGAAGACCCAGGCUGCACUCGGCGUACAGCACCGUGUACCAGAGCGUGGCGGCAGCUCAUGACAACGGCAGCGGUAGGGACUGGACUGAAAACUCUCGCCUCUUCUAUGGGCCUUCGUCACAGUUUGCAUUCCUCCAGCAGGUUCACAGGGCUAUUAUUACCUCCUCCUCCUCGUCGUCGUCUUCAUCUUCCUCCUCAGCACCGCAGGGCCAGCCGGACCACGAGGUGCAGGAGGGCGGCGAAGGGUUGGACUUGUUCUUACAACGCGCCUUCUUCUUUGGCACCGCCUCGCGUGCUUUCGCCCUGGGGCUGCACCGCGAGUCCGUGAACGACCUGUGCCGGCGGGCCGAGGAUGUGCACAAGUUCCGCACAACGCUGUGGUGCCUGUACACCCUCGAGAACUCGUACUCGAUAAGCGUGGGAAGAGAGAGCUCGCUGCGCAUGGCCGACAUCUCGUCGCCUUUCCCCGAGGGACAGCCUCUUCUCGUCAGCCUCUGCCGCCUCGCCCACAUCACCGAGCACGUGAACCGCGUCAUCUACACCCAGCGUUACGACUCCCUGCGCGGCCUGUACGCCGCGGCCGAGGCUGUCCAUGUCCAGCUCCGGGACUUUGCCCGUGAAAACGGCAUCGCCGCUGGAGAGGGUGUCGGCGGCGGCGGCGGCAACAGCAACAGCAGGGUCGUCUCACAGGAACCUGCGUCGCUGAUACUACACAGCCUCUUCUACCAUACCAUCCUGCUCACGUACAGGCCGUUCCUCGUGGCCGACCAUGCCCUGAGCGCUGCUAGCCCUGAAGGCGGGAUGAAGAACAUUAACAGCAGCAGCAGCAUCAGUGGCGGCGGCGGCGGCGGCGGCGGCGGCAGCGGUGGUAGUGCGAUGUGGCUUCGCCAGGCGUGCAGGACAGCCAUUGACUCGGCACAGGACUGUAUCCUGUACGCGCACUCGCAGAUCAAGAAGCACGAGGCUUGUCGGGGGUGCCGAUACAACGGCUUCUUCUUCGAGUCGAGCUGCGCCGUCCUGUUCUUCGACAUUCUGCACCACCCAUCCAGGUACCCUUAUAACGCGGAGUACAUCCACAUGGCCCUGCAGUCCCUCGACUCCAUGGUCCACGACGAGCCCAUCACCAACGCCCGCCGGUCCAUCCGCCAGAUCCUGCGCGUGGUCGAGGAUACCAUUGCUAAAAAGACCGCCGGCGGAGCCACGAGUGUUCCAGUGGCCACAUUUACAUCUGCAUCCUCAUCAUCCUAUGCACAGUUCCCCUCGCUCAACGGGCCCAGCCAGCAGCUCAUCUACUUCUCCGACCUGGGCGGUGGUGGUGACGCUGCUGCUGCUGUUGGUGGUGCUGCUGGGGAUGGCGGCACCCCUUGCCAGAAUCUUCCCUCGGCAGACGCCGAGGCAGGCGGCGAGUGGCUGGACCCUCUUUCGAAUUUCCACUACGACGUCCUGGCGACCGAUCUGUACUCCUUCUUCCCAUUAAACAUGACGCCGCCA
Messenger RNA from Cryphonectria parasitica EP155, 1716 nucleotides. RefSeq lists its product as uncharacterized. The record is from RefSeq and is a predicted model, not a curated record. The annotation marks the transcript as partial. The transcript is spliced from 4 exons. Gene Ontology annotation, biological process: positive regulation of transcription from RNA polymerase II promoter by galactose. Gene Ontology annotation, cellular component: nucleus. Lineage: Eukaryota; Fungi; Ascomycota; Sordariomycetes; Diaporthales; Cryphonectriaceae. Gene Ontology annotation, molecular function: DNA-binding transcription factor activity, RNA polymerase II-specific; zinc ion binding; RNA polymerase II cis-regulatory region sequence-specific DNA binding.